AUGUUUACGACAAGAUUAAUAAGAAAAUUAAUACAAAUAGAGUUCAAAGUCAUUAGAUUUAAUCAUUAUAGCACCAAAAUAAGCUACUUUGAAAGUAUUAUUGCCAAAGAAACUGAAAUUGUAACGAAUCAACUCGUACCUGAAAUCAAAUUGCAUUUAAUUACUCAGAAUUGUAGACUCUAUCAUGCCAAGGCCGAUGAAAGUGAAUUACAUGAGCCAUUUUUUGCAUUUUUCUGGGCUGGUGGUAUUGCUUUGACUAGAUACAUGCUGGAUAAUCCAAAUUUAGUUAAAAAUAAGACAUGCUUAGAUUUCGGAUGUGGAAGUGGUGCCUCUUCUAUUGCAGCUAUGAUGUGUGGUGCUAAAAAAGCAGUUGCAAAUGAUAUCGAUGAAGUUUCGUUAAUAGCUGUAAAUAUGAAUGCAAGACUUAAUGAUGUAAAAUUAGAAACUGAUAGCCGCAAUUUAAUUAAUCAUCCUGAUUCCUUUAACUACGACAUUAUCUUUUUGGGUGAUGUAUUUUAUGAUGAGGAAUUCGCUGUCCAAAUUAUUCCAUGGAUUCAAAGUCUCAUAUCUGCUGACAAAAGAAUCAUAAUUGGUGAUCCGGGUCGUCAUGCUUUUAAUGUAUUUUGGAUUAGCUUUGAUAGUACAGAAGCUGUACCAAAAAUAAUAAAUGGUGAAAAUGCGAUGGAUGGACAAUUUCCUCAUAUGGUUCAAUUGUCUAUUAAGACUGCGGAUGUACCACAAUAUUGUGGAGGAAGCUUGUUGAACGAUCAAUGGGUUUUAACUGCAGCUCACUGCUUCAAAAAGAUGAUAUCCGGUAGAGCAUAUCUAGGCUCAGUAUUCUGGAGAGCAAUGCCCAUAAAGUUGAAAUUCAAGGAUGUAAUCAUUCAUCCGCUUUAUAAAAAUGUAAAUGCUCAUGACAUUGCCUUAGUAAAACUUGAGAGGUCGGUGAAUUUCACAGAAUAUAUCAAACCAGUCAGUCUACCAUCGACGUCACAAACUCAAUCUGAAGAAAUUCUUUAUGUUCCGGGUUUUGGAGAGACUAAAAAUGCCUCGCAGUCUAUGCUUUAUUUACGAUACGUUCAAAUGAAAGAAAUCCCAAUAGAAGAAUGUAGUAAGGAGUGGGAAUGGAAAAUCAAUGAGUCACAAUUAUGUGCGAUAGGUCAGGCACAUUUCAAUCAUACAACAUGUCGCGGUGAUUCAGGCUCGGGAAUCAUAGAAAGGGCUGAAAAUAACAUGACAGUCUUAGGAAUCGUCUCUUACGGAGCUCCUGGAUGUCUGGGAAAACCUAAAGUCUUUACGCGCGUAUCCUCAUACCUAAACUUUAUUCUUUCUGUGACUAAAAUAGAAUAA
Molecule: messenger RNA, 1350 nt
Organism: Chironomus riparius
Lineage: Eukaryota; Metazoa; Arthropoda; Insecta; Diptera; Chironomidae
Source: the annotation of a GenBank genome assembly